UCCCAACAUGUUUUUUAGCACUUUAUAUAUGCACAUAAGCAGCCCCCAUUCCUAUCUAUCUACAAGUAAAUCUUCUCUCUCAUUUUCCCCUUGGUAACCCGCAAAUUAGUGUUGAUAUUUCUCUCUAUCUCAUCCUUAAUUUGUUUAUCUCCAUCAUGGCUAGCCAAGAAGAGGGCAUCAAGCUCUUUGGAGCAACAAUUACGUUGCAUGAUAAACAAGAAGGUAAUAAAGAAGAUCCAAACAAGGAAAAUCCAACCACUGACAAGAGACCAGAGAAGGUCAUACCUUGCCCUAGAUGUAAGAGCAUGGAGACCAAGUUUUGUUACUUCAACAACUACAAUGUUAACCAGCCAAGAUAUUUCUGUAAGGGCUGCCAGAGGUACUGGACGGCAGGUGGGGCCCUACGAAAUGUUCCUGUGGGUGCCGGCCGCCGGAAAACUAAGCCACCUGGCCGGGUUGGUCUUGACGGUUACUCGGAGGGGUGCUUGUAUGAUGGCUCUGGUGGGGUUCACCGAUUUGAGCUAGAUGGGAUGGUUUUGGAGGAGUGGCACUUGGCAACGACCCAUGGCAGUUCCCGUCAUGUUUUCCCCGUGAAGCGGCGGAGGAGCGGUGGCUCAGGUGGUCACACUUGUUGAUAGUCUUUAUCUUUACCAUCAUGCGUGUAUUAUAUAUACAAAACCGGUUUUGAUCAUAUAACCUUCUAAAUUUCUAAUGGUAGUUCUAUGUAUGUGCAUAUUAACCUCAUAA
Messenger RNA from Populus trichocarpa (black cottonwood), 747 nucleotides. Its product is annotated as dof zinc finger protein DOF1.5. Lineage: Eukaryota; Viridiplantae; Streptophyta; Magnoliopsida; Malpighiales; Salicaceae. The coding region runs from base 156 to 635 and encodes 159 amino acids. Gene Ontology annotation, molecular function: DNA-binding transcription factor activity; DNA binding. Gene Ontology annotation, biological process: regulation of DNA-templated transcription. The transcript has a single exon. The record is from RefSeq and is a predicted model, not a curated record.